Chrysemys picta bellii (western painted turtle) is the source of this 1413-nucleotide messenger RNA. Its product is annotated as zona pellucida sperm-binding protein 4-like. Gene Ontology annotation, biological process: prevention of polyspermy; binding of sperm to zona pellucida. NCBI's taxonomy places the organism in Eukaryota, Metazoa, Chordata, Testudines, Emydidae. Gene Ontology annotation, cellular component: egg coat. The record is from RefSeq and is a predicted model, not a curated record. Gene Ontology annotation, molecular function: structural constituent of egg coat; acrosin binding.
AUGCUGCCUCCUGGCCAGGCUGGGGUGGGGUCCCUGGCACUGACUGCUUGGGAUACGGCUGGGAGGCUGCAUGCUCUGCAGAAUGACUCCAGCUGUGGGGUCUGGGUCUCCUGGGCUGCAGAUGGCUCCAGGACAGUUGGUGCCUCCUAUGCUGGCUGUUCUGUCUUGGAAUGGGAUGGUGGUUACCUGAUGGUGGUUGGCAUUGAGGGGAUGGCUGCUGGUGGGCACAGAGCCCUGCGUGAGGAGAAAGUGCUCAGGUGUCCCAGGAGCCUGCCAGCCCUGGAUGCUCCAAGCCCCGGUGUCUGUGCUGCUAUCCAGAGCCAGGACAGGCUGCCCUGUGCCUCCCCACCCAUUGCCCAGGGAGACUGUGAAGAACAAGGCUGUUACUACAACCCCAGUGAUAGGCUGAAGCCUUGUUACUAUGGCAAUACAGUGACAGCGCAGUGCACUCCAGAUGGCCAGUUCUCCCUCGCGGUCUCUCGGGCUGUGACUCUGCCUCCCCUGAUCCUGGACUCGGUUCGUCUGGCCAGUGGGCGUGGUGCUGGCUGUGUCCCUGUGGGGCAGAACAAUGCCUUUGUCCUGUUCUGGUUCCCACUUUCUGCCUGUGGCACCACUUUCCAGAUGGCUGGAGCCCAGGGUGUGUAUGAGAAUGAACUGGUGGCAGACAGGGAUGUGAGAACCUGGAGUCUGGGCUCCAUCACCUGGGACAGCACUUUCAGGUUACAUGUCAGCUGCAGCUACUCCAUCAGUGGGAACUUCCUCCCCUUGAGUAUCCAGGUCUUCACCCUGCCCCCACCCCUUGCUGUGUCCCAGCCUGGCCCCCUGAUGCUGGAGCUACGCAUUGCUAUAGAGCAGAAUUAUGGCUCCUACUAUACAGACCGAGAUUAUCCUGUGGUGAAGGUUCUGCAGGACCCCAUCUACAUGGAGGUCCGGAUCCUUCAGAGAACUAACCCAGAUCUAGUUCUGGUCCUGCACCACUGCUGGGCCACUCCCAGUGCCAACCCCCAGCAGCAGCCACAGUGGCCUAUCCUGGUGGAUGGGUGCCCGUAUGCAGGAGACAACUACCGCACCCAGCUGGUGCCUGUGGGAGCCGCCUCGGGGUUGCAGUUCCCAUCUCACCACCAGUGCUUCAUCGUCAGCACCUUCACCUUCGUGGAGUCUACCUCCCAGCGGGCACUCACAGGGCCGGUGUACCUGCACUGCAGUGCCUCCGUAUGCUUGCCCUCCAGGCUGGAGUCCUGCACCAUCUCCUGCUCUGCUGGAGCCAGAGGUAGAAGGAGCUCUGAGCAUCAUCCAGAGACUGGCCUUUCCCCCGUCACCAGCAGGGGGCCUGUAUUUCUUCUCCAGGAUGGUGUAGAAAGGAAUGAUGCUGUGCAGAGCUUUCGUGAGUACCACAGACCUGACCACUCCUAG